AUGGAUUCGAGCUUGAUUGCAAUGAUGGAAGAGUUGUUGGGAGCCAAUUCAGAAAACAACUUCGCAUCCACAAACGAAGUUCAAUCAUUUGGUUCGCAUGAAGUCGAAGUUUUAUCCCAUCACAUUGAAGCACCAUCCACAAGCAAUAUCGAGGAUGAAGUUGAGAUUUCGUCCAACCACACUGAAAUACCACUCAUAAGUAGUGUCCAGGAAGGCCCGACAACAGGUACAUUAUAUCCGGACAUCGAAAGCUUGUUCCGGUUCUACCUAGAACAUGCAAAACAUCGAGGUUUUGGCGUUAUCAAAAGAACAACUCGCAAAACUGCUGAUGGUGAGAACAAAUAUUUGCUAAUGACAUGUGAUAAGAGUCGAAAGACAAUACCCCAAAAGACAACGAAAAGAGUAGAUUGUCCAGCUCGGGUUAAUACCAUAAAACAAUGUGAUGGAAGUUGGAUGGUCUCAACAGUAGUUGCAGGACACAACCAUGAACUUACUCCCGAUAUGUCCAUUUUAAUACCGGCUCGCAGAAAUAUUUCUACCAGUAUGAAACGACAGCUUGAAGCCAAUGAUAUUGCGGGAAUAAGGCCAUGUAAAAGCAUAAGAUUGGCCGAAGUUCAAUCUGGUGGUCCUAUGAAUUUAGGGUGUCUUCCUAAAGAUUGUAGGAAUUUUAUUGAAGGUAGAAGAAAGUUGAGACUUGGUACUGGCGAUGCUGAGGCCAUUCGAAAGUUGUUCUGGGGUUUGCAAAAAAGGGACACGAACUUCAUCUAUUCCUUGGAUAUUGAUGACCAUGGUAGGUUAUGCAAUAUGUUGUGGAUUCAUUCGCGAUGUCGUGCAGCUUACGCGGAGUUUAACGAUGUCUUGACUUUUGAUACAACAUACCUCGUGAAUAAGUACAAGAUGCCGUUUGCAACUAUUGUUGGCAUCAAUCAUCAUGGUCAAUCGAUAUUGUUAGGAUGUGCUUUGGUUAUACAUGAAGAUGCUGAAUCUUUCAAGUGGUUUUUCAAACAUUGGCUUGAAGCUAUGGAUGAUGUUCACCCCAAGUGCAUAGUAACUGACCAAUGUGAAAGCAUAAAAAUAGCUAUUCGGGAAUUAAUGCCUGGCACGAUUCACCGAUAUUGCUUGUGGCACAUUAUGUCUAAGGUGCCGCAAAAGUUCAAAGGUGUUGCUCAAUACAAUAAUGUUGUUCGAGAUUUUAAACGUAUUGUUUAUGAAUCUAUUACAUCUGAGACCUUUGAGCUUAAGUGGAGUGAGUUCUUUAUUUAA
Molecule: messenger RNA, 1263 nt
Organism: Erythranthe guttata (spotted monkey flower)
Lineage: Eukaryota; Viridiplantae; Streptophyta; Magnoliopsida; Lamiales; Phrymaceae
Product: protein FAR-RED IMPAIRED RESPONSE 1
Molecular function (GO): zinc ion binding
Source: RefSeq, a predicted model, not a curated record